Nicotiana tabacum (common tobacco) is the source of this 1299-nucleotide messenger RNA. RefSeq lists its product as uncharacterized. Lineage: Eukaryota; Viridiplantae; Streptophyta; Magnoliopsida; Solanales; Solanaceae. The record is from RefSeq and is a predicted model, not a curated record.
AUGGAGGACACAAUUACAACUCCUAAUUACAUCUCAAAACAACAGAAAUUAACCUUUAAUGUUCCAGCAAACCAUGCAAAUUCUAGCAGUAAGUUUUAUUAUCAUUUGUCCUUUAAAGCUAUACUAGUUCUGAUACUUCUAGUUGUACUUCCACUUUUUCCUUUGGAAGCUCCUGAAAUUAUCAGCAAAUCUCUACAUACUGGAAGUUGGGAAAUUCUUCAGCUUAUGUUAGUUGGUAUAGCUGUUUCUUACGGCUUAUUCAGCAAAAAAAGUGAAGAUGAAACAGAAAAUGAAUACUGUAGUGAUUCAAAGUUUGAUAAUGUUAAAUCUAGAUUACUUGAGGUUUCAUCUUUUUUUGAUGAUGAGGCCGAAAACCAUUCUGUAUCUGAAGAAAACAGAGUUCAGACUUGGAAUAAUUAUCAGUAUCAUAGUGGUAAACCAGUAGUAGUUGUAGCUAAUGAAAACUCUGUUGAUCUUGAAAAACACAGAGGUAUAAUUGGUUCAAGAAUUGAUGAAAAGCCAUUGCUUUUGCCAAUUCGGAGUUUGAAAUCUCCUGUUCCUGAGUCUAUCUCAACUACUUCACCAAAAUCUCUUUCACCUUCACUAUCCAAAAUUUCAUCUCCAAGAAAGUUUUCCUCUUCAGUACUUCCAUUUUCAUCAGAAUCUGAAGCCAAUAUUGAUGACAAUAUAGUGAGGAAAAAGAGUUUUCUCAAGUCCUCUCUUCCGCCUCCGCCACCACCUCCUCUGCCACCACCAACCCCUAUUCUUAAAAAAUCUACUCUGUUGAAAUCAAGCUCUAUAAAUAUAGAUGACAAGGCUGCUUCUGAUAAGGAACUGAGGAGAAGUAGUAGGAGUGUGUCGUUUGAGGGGAAGUCUGUUCGAACAAUUAGGCCAUUCAUUGGAGCUGCUAGAGCAAGAGUACUAUAUGGUAAAGAUUUUAUAAAUGGAAAGGCAGAGGGAAUAAAGAAUAAGGAUAUUGAAGAAACUUUUGUCGAUAAACUGAUGAAUGAAACGUCGCAUUUUGUAUCAAAGCCAGCAGUGAUGGAGUUUGUAGGGGAAGAGAAGAAAGUGUUGUCUGUUGAAAAGGUAGUUGUGGAAACUGAUGAGGACUCAGAUGAUUGGUUUGAAGAGAGCACAGGAAAUGAAGAGGUAGCAAACAAGAAUGUUAGUGAGAAGGCAACUGAGAGUGUUACUGAUGUUGACAAGAAGGCGGAUCAGUUCAUAGCUAAAUUUAGGGAGCAAAUCAGGCUUCAGAGAAUUGAGUCAAUCAGAACAUCUGCUACAAACCUUGUAAAAUGA